AUGGCCACGAAUCAACAUAAACAAUGCAAAAAUGGAAUACAUUUACAUUCAGAACAAAACCGCACAAAUCACUUAUUGGAAUUUUAUAACAAAGUCGAGAACGAGUCGUGUAAAGAGUCAGACGGAGAAUGGCAAAUCAGACAAGAAAUUCGAAACCAAUGGGAUGCCAUUCAUCAAGCAAUCGAUGAAAACAAUCCUGAACACCUGAAUAAUCUUCUCCCGUCAAAAAAUCUCUGUUAUUGCUAUGAAAAAUAUUGGUCAUGGAAUUUUUAUCGUCAAAAAUAUUUUGUCGGAGAGAAUCUUCUUAUAAAAGCCGUUAAUCUUCAACAUCCUCAAUGUGUCGAGGUAAUUCUUGACAAAAUGAUCUGUGAAGAUUUACCGUCAGAUAUGAUUAAUUACGUCGAUCCUAUAAGUGAUUAUUAUCCAUUGGAUAUCGCUUGUGAAAAAAACAAUCUUGAUCUUGUUAAGAAACUUGUUGAGCGUGGUCGUGCAAAAACGUUUCAGUCUCAAGCGUUUUUCAUUGCAUGUCAACAAGGAAACGAAAUGAUCAUGAAUUAUUUAGCAACACGAUGUAAUGUUCAAUAUCGAGAUCGUCGCGGACAAACAGCUCUUGAUUAUGCCAUUCGAGGAGGAUAUACAGAAGUCAUUCGAACUCUGAUCUAUCAUGAAGAAAUUCAUAGAAACAAACUGGGAUUUUCUCCGUUGAUGUUAAUGGCUCAUCAUAAUUUAACUGAAUUUGUUGAUUUACUUUUUGAGCGAUUACCUUUACAAGAAGCUCAAGAAGAAUUGGUCUUACUUGCUUGUCAUUAUACAAUCAUUGGUGAUGAGGAGAAGCAGCAAAAAGCGUUUUAUUACUUUGUACAAGGUUUAAACGAAGAAGAAUCAAAGAGAGCUCCGAUUCUUCACGAAGCUUAUGAAUAUCGUCGUGAAUGUCACACCCUCAAAGAAUUAUUAUCAAUACGAGAAAAUAGCCAUGCUUUACGUAUUCAUGGUUUACUUGCAACUGAACGCAUUCUACUUCGGUUGGGUGAUACUGAUACUUUAUUAGAUUUUCUCUAUCGACAAUGUGAUGUUUAUCGACAAAAUCAAUCGCUUCAUCGUUGUCUUCUAUUACGUGUUCAUGCUCAUCAGAUAGCUUUGAACACUUUUAUUCAGCAAGAUUAUUUCUCUUGGUGGCAUCGAUGCCAUUUACAGGAGUUUAUUAAGGAUUUGACUGAAACCUGGAACGAAACAGGUUGUGUACCGAUCAGUUCGAUUGAAAUUAUUACGGAUUGGUUACUUAACGAUGAUGAAUACUUUAUGAAUUUACAGUUUAUAUUUGAUUUUUUUGCCACAAUCGUUUACAUGAUUCAAUCGGAUAAAACAAAAAGUCAUGAGCGAAGUUCACUGUUUGCGAUUGCACGACGAACAAUGCAUCUUGAUAAAAUAGAACAUAGUCUUCUGGUUCAUUAUAUUGACCGUUAUGGAAAUUACUUUUCCAAUCAUGAGUUACCUUUUUUCAACGUCUCAACUCUUUCAAUUAUUCAAUUAAUGAUUCUAUGGGGUGCAAAUGUCAAUGGAAGAAGUAAAAAUUUAUUUUUAUUUCAACCAUUGCAUGUAAUCGCAACGUGUUCUGAUAUUGAUAUUGCCAAACCAAUUAUUGAAUUACUUCUCGAUCAAGGAGCUCAUCUUGAUUGUAUUAAUGCUAGAAAUGAGUUACCACAAGAUUUAGCAUCAGACUCAGCCAUCAAAGAACUUCUUUGUCCUACUCGAAAACUUUCAUUGAAAUGUCAAUGUGCUCAAAUCAUUGUCUCAACGAAAAUCAACUACGGAAAUUGUCUUCCUUCGAAUCUAUCGGCUUUUGUCAGAUUACAUGAUAAUAAAUAA
Molecule: messenger RNA, 1866 nt
Organism: Adineta ricciae
Lineage: Eukaryota; Metazoa; Rotifera; Eurotatoria; Adinetida; Adinetidae
Source: the annotation of a GenBank genome assembly